Messenger RNA from Closterium sp. NIES-65, 6090 nucleotides. Lineage: Eukaryota; Viridiplantae; Streptophyta; Zygnematophyceae; Desmidiales; Closteriaceae. The record is from the annotation of a GenBank genome assembly.
GAGGCAAUAACGAACCAGUGCAUUGAUUGGUCGUCUCAGCUGCAAAUCACCUUCCAAGUGGCCUCGCAGGAGAUUCAGCUGCUGUCGAGCCUGGUGACUGUGUUCUACUUUGGGAAGCAAGGAGACGCCAGACUAGACGAGCCCACGUUCCGAGACUACAUCAACCAGACGCACUUCUCCCGCCCCUUCGCCUCCAACGUUGGCUUUGCUCCCUUCCUCACCACCUCCCAACGGCCCGACUUCGAAGCACUCAUGCGGCGGAAACAAGAGCAGCAACAGCAGCUGCAGCAGCAGCAGCAGAAGCAGGAGGUUUUUAGCAGUUGUAUACACGCCCCCAAUGCUUCCUGCAUGCCGGAGCAGCCGCUGUACGCGCCGCUGCUCUUCACCGACCGCUACGUUCCCAUGCCCGGCCAGUCCUUUCUGGGGCUCGACAUGCUCUCCAUUCCUGAGUUGAGAGAAGCUGCCAGGAACGUUCCCCAAGCAGGCCCAUCGGGGCUGCUGGCAGCACCACCAGUGAAGCAGCCCUGGGAGCAACAAAUCAAGCUCUUCCCCGUCUACCGUAACGCCUCCGCUGCCGCCGCCGCCGCCGCCGCCGCCGCUGCUGCUGGCGGUGGUGCUGGUGGGGAUGCUGUGUUUGGUUCCAGUGCUGGUGGGGUUGCAGGGGCGACAGAGGGUGACUUGGGCCGGUCCAUCGGAGGGCUUAUUGUAGCGACACUGAACACGCCUGACAUGUGCGCUCCGGUCUUCAAGACGCACCACCCGCUGACAGGAGCUGCGGUGGGGAGAGUGUUUGACUAUACACGCGGCGAGCGGCGGCUGGUGUACACGGGGUGCCCGCAUGGAGUCGCGUGCAACAGCAAUGGCACAGCGGACGGCAGGGCGGGCGGCACGUACUUUGCAGAGACCCGCCUGCUGGACCUUGGGAACUCCGUUGGUGUUUUCGAGCUGGAAUACGACACCCCGUCUGUAUCCUACCUGUGGCCAUCCCUAUGGGCGCUCUUUGUGCUCGUGGUCUACUCGCUGCUGGCUCUGGCCGUGUGGGCCAUCUGCUGCCACCUCGUGCGUCUGGAGCGAGACUACCAGCGCAUGCAGCGCCUCAAAGACCGCAUGAAGGCAGCAAAGCUGUCAUUGGUAAGUGCUUUUUGUUUGAACGUGCUGUUAGUAGUAGUGGUGGUGGUGGUGGUGGGUGGUGGUGGUGGUGGUGGUGGUGGUGGUGGUGGUGGUGGUGGUGGUGGUGGUGGUGGUGGUGGUGGUGGUGGUGGUGGUGGUGGUGGUGGUGGUGGUGGUGGUGGUGGUGGUGGUGGUGGUGGUGGUGGUGGUGGUGGUGGUGGUGGUGGUGGUGGUGGUGGUGGUGGUGGUGGUGGUGGUGGUGGUGGUGGUGGUGAUGGUGGUGGUGGUGAUGGUGGUGAUGGUGGUGGUGGUGGUGGUGGUUGCAUGAUGAAUCUGCUGGUGGACACGCCACUGGAUGCCACUCAGCUGGACUACGCCGAAACGGCUCGCACCAGCGGACGGGCACUCGUUUCUCUUAUCAACGACAUCCUUGACUUGUCAAAGAUCGAGGCCAACCGCAUGGUGCUGGAGAGAGCUCCUUUGGACAUCAAGAGGGAUGUGGACGAGGUGCUGACCAUGUUUGUGAAGCGAUUAAUGCAUGUGUGCGUGCGUGUUUGUCCAUGUACUCACACACACCCCCCUUUCCCAGGCCAAUCGUACGGUGCUGGAAAAGGCGCCUCUAGACAUCCGGAGGGACGUGAACCAUGUUUUUCUGCCACCGCCCAAACCCAUCACCCCCAGGCCAACCGCAUGGUGCUGGAGAAAGCGCCUCUGGAUACCCGGAGGGAUGUGGACGAGGCCAAUCGCAUGGUGCUGGAAAAGGUGCCUUUGGAUAUCCGGAGGGAUGUAGACGAGGUGCUGACCAUGUUUGUGGAGCGAUUCAGAGAGAAGCCGCAAGUGGAGGUGGCGGCUUAUGUCGACCCCUCCGUGCCGCAGCUCGUUCUGGGGGACUCACUCAGGCUCCGGCAGGUGCUGAUAAAUGUGCUGUCCAACGCGUGCAAGUUCACCGAACGUGGACACAUCCUGGUGUGUGUGCGCACGGCGCCCUUCACAGAGGACAUCCGGCGAGUCAUUGUGCUCAAAGGCAUUGCCAAGCGCAUGCCCACAUGUGCUCCCCCUGCUGCUGCUGCCGCCGCUGCCGGUGGUGGUGGUGGUGCUGCUGCUACAGCCGCCGCCACUGCAGCAGCAGCAGCAGGGGCAAGGGCAGUAGAAACAGGCGGAACUGUGUGUGAUUCCAGGGCUGCAGGGCAGGCGGAGCAGCAGAGGUCAGCAGGGCAGGCGGAGCAGCAGAGGUCAGCAGGGCAGGCGGAGCAGCAGAGGUCAGCAGGGCAGGCGGAGCAGCAAAGGUCCGCAGGACAGGUCGUGCCUCUGCCCUCCCCCAGCCUCCAAACCAGCAGCCCCACAUUCAAACUCGGCGCCUCACCCAAUGGGAACCCCCCGGCCUAUCAGAGCGCGACAGGUGGCAGGGCGGUGGGGAGGGAGGAGUGGUUGGGAUGUGCUGGGGCCGGUGGUGGGUGGCAGACGUCCAUAGAAUGGUCCCCUGUGAUGGUGGGGAGCAGUAAGGGGAGCACGAGGGUGGUUGGGAGAGGGGAUGGGAGGGAAGGGGAGAGGAGGGUGAUGAGCCGGGGAGGAACUGGAAGCUCUGUGCAGUUUGAGAGGCUUGGAGAGGGGUAUAGAGGCAGUCCUUCUAUUGGUGGUGGUGGUGGUGGUGGUGGCAGCGGUGGUGGUGGUGGUGGUGGUGGUGGUGGUGGUGGUGGUGGUGGUGGUGGUGUUGGUGGUGGUGGUGGGGGUGGUGGCGGUGGUGCAGGAGCAGCAGGAGGAGCAGUAGCAGCAGGAGGAGGAGCAGCAGCAGCAGGAGGAGCAGCAGGAGGAGCAGCAGGAGCAACAGGAGGAGCAGCAGGAGGAGCAGCAGGAGGCGCAGCAGGAGGCACAGCAGGAGGCAUGUACCCAUCACUGGCAGCAGGCACAACACUGAGUGGGCUGGAAGCAGUCGACUCGUGCAACAGCUGGGCCACCAUCUGUGCCCUGCGCGCCCAAGCCAAAGCCGCCACUGCCCACCAGCGCGCGCACCUCACUCCCUCUCCUUCUGCUGCUGCCUCUGUUGCUGUUGGUGCUGCCUCUGCUCCUGCAGGUGCUGGUGCCAGUGCUGCCGCCAGUACCGCCACCUCCGGCCCUGGUGCCACCGCUGGUAACCACAGCGCCGCAGCGGUAACCGUCCUGCAGAAGAGCGUGCGGCUGGUGAUUUCCGUAGAGGACACGGGCGUGGGGAUACCGUACGGGGUGCAGCGGCACAUUUUCAAGCCAUUCGUCCAGGCAGACGCCUCCAACACGCGCACGCACGGCGGCACGGGGAUUGGUCUUGCCAUCUCCCGCCAGCUAGUGAAGCUCAUGGGCGGGCAGCUGACGUUUUCCAGCCGCCCAGGGGUUGGCACGACGUUUUAUUUUGACAUUGUGGUGCCGUGUGCGAGUGCGGCGGAGGAUGCGGAUGCGAAUGCGGCGGUUACCACCCCGCACGGCCGCGACGGGAUGGGGGUCUUUCAGGGUUACUGGGGCGCUGCAGGCGCUGCUGCCGGUGCUGCUGGUGCUGCUGGUGCUGCUGGUGCUGCUGGUGCUGCUGGUGCUGCUGGUGCUGCUGGUGCUGCUGGUGCUGCUGGUGCUGCUGGUGCUGCUGGUGCUGCCGGUGCUGCUGGUGCUGCUGGUGCUGCUGGUGCUGCUGGUGCUGCUGGUGCUGCCGGUGCUGCUGGUGCUGCUGGUGCGGGUGCGAAUGGGGGGAUUGAAGGCAACGUGGGGCAAUCGGCUGUGGAGCUUCAGAUGGGGUUCGACCGGAAUGCGUCAGCCAAGGAUGUGCAAGCUCUGGCUGAUCUGGCUAGGGAGUCGGGCCACGGGGCCGACUGGCACAGGCAGCUGCGGCCGGGGUGCCGCGACGGGCAGUUCCGAAAUGUUUCGGCGCGCGUUUUGGACGGGAAUGCGUGGGACGCGGCGAUUCUGGUGACACAGGAGAGGGUGGAGGAGGGCGAGGCCAGGAGGAGGGGCUUUGAUGCAGUGCUGGUGAAGCCGGUGAGGUACGCUGCUCUCAUGGGGUGUCUGGCUCAGGUUAUGGACCGUAGCGGGGGUGGUGGUGGUGCUGCUGCUGCUGCUGAUGGUGGUGGUGCUGAUGGUAGUGGUGGUGUUGGUGUUGGUGGUAGUGCUGCUGAUGCUGCUGCAGCCAGUUACGCCCCCUGUUUCGAUAGGAUAGACCGGCACGGCUACCGGCACACGCAGCAGCAGCAGCAGCAGCAGCAGCAGCAGCAGCAGGUGGAUGGAAGCAUGCCUGGCUCGGCCAGUGCAGGCUCGGCCAUGCCUGGCUCGGCCAGUAUUGGCUCGGCCGUGCCUGGUUCGGCCAGUGCUGCAGAGGAGGAGAGUGAGAGUGAAAUCGUGCCCUUCAGUGGCCGCAUGGGCCUCGUGCAAGGCGUGGGUGGGGUGGGGAGGGAGGAAGCAGAUGCAGAGGGAGUGGUGUGGCCGAUAGGCCGAGACAGCCGAACCACCUCUGCUUCCCGUGCUGCUCUCGCUGCUGUUGUGGGAGGAGGAGCAGGGAGUAAUAAGCAGCAGCAGCAGCAGCAGCAGCAGCAGCAGCAGAAGCCCAAGUCUGCGAGUUUUCAGAUGCUGCAAGAGGCGUUGCAGGGCAUGUCACUGCUGGUGCAGGGUUGUGAGAUCACUGUUCACUGCCGCUCCUCUCUCUCUCUCUCUCUCUCUCUCUCUCUCUCUCUCUCUCUCUCUCUCUCUCUCUCUCUCUCUCUCUCUCUCUCUCUUCCCUCCAUCCCUCCCCUCCCCACACAGGUCGACGACAAUCCGGUGAAUUGCAAGGUGGAUGACAAUCUAGUGAACCGCAAGGUGGAUGACAAUCUAGUGAACCGCAAGGUGAUAGGGCGCAUGCUGCAGCGGUAUGGCGUGGGGGUGGAGAUGGUGGAUGGCGGCCGCAAGGCCAUUGAGAGGCUCGUCUCGGGCGGGUGGGACAUCGACUGCGUUCUCAUGGACGUGCAGGACGUGUCAGCAGCAGGCUCAGCAGCAGCAGCAGCAGCAGCAGCAGACUUGUCAGCAGCAGCAGCGGCAGCGGCAGAAAGCACGAAAAGAGCUCUUCCUAAGCCACCCACCCCCGCCAGAACCCCAUCUCCUCUGCACCCUCGGAAGUCCCCACCGCAAGCCCCAACACACAUGCGCUCGCCCUCGUUCCAAGGCCCCACCUCCGCCUCCCCGUUGCAGCUCCUCAAAAGCAACCGGCACCGGCGGCAUGUGAGCAGCGGGGACCUGGAUGGCCUGGGGGUGGGGGUGGGUGCCUGUGCACCCUCUCAGGCUGGAGUGCAAUCUGGGGUUCUCCUAGGCUCUCCUGCAAAGCUGGGGUUCUGCCCGUCUGUGACGGCUGGUGGGGAGUCUGUAGCAGUGCACAGCCAGUCUUCCAAGUCUGGGCAGUUUGCAGCGGUGAAGCACAACCCUGCACUGCAGUCUAGGUCAACUGCAGCAGUCUGCCUAAAGGUUGAGCAAUCAGCGGCAGCAGCGCAUACCCCGGCACGGGGCAGUGUAGCAAGGCCUAGAGCAGUGGCUGUAGGCUCUAUGGAAGGGCCGCAGGGGGAGGUGAGACCUGGGACGAGUACUCCCAAGGGAGGGGUGUUUUCUAAGUGGGUGGAGUUGACUAGUCCCACCUGGGGUAGGCAGCAGGUUUUGGAGCAGCAGCCGCUGCUGGAAGAGGAGGGGAAGAAGGGAGAGGGAGGAGUGACGAAGAGGGGGAGCCAGAUUCAGCAGGGGAACGAGCAACACCAGCAAAGGCAGGUUGUGCAGCAGCAGCAGCAGCAGCAGCAGCAGAGGCGAGUUCGAGAUAUGGAUAGGGUGUUGAUAUUUGCGCUGACUGCGGAUAUUGGAGCGGGAACGAGGGAGCGGUGCACGCAGGUGGGCAUGGAUGGGUACAUGACAAAGCCUGUGGAGGAGGAGCAGCUGUGCCGAGUGAUGCUCGGUCCCCUCAGAUUACGGAAGCAAAUGAAAAUGGGAGCAGCAUCUGAUGAAGAGUAG